GCGGGCGGGCGGUCCCGGCGCUGCUCCCCGCGCCCGCCAUCGCCAUGGCCGAGCCGCAGCUCAGCUUGUGGGCCCGGCUGCUGGACGGGGCGGUGGCGGGGGUGGUCGGCGUCACGUGCGUCUUCCCCCUGGACCUCGCCAAGACCCGGCUGCAGAACCAGCGCGCGGGCCGCGGCGCCUACCGCAGCACGCUGCACUGCCUGGCCACCACGCUGCGCUCCGAGGGCUGCCUCGCCAUGUACAGAGGUGCUGCAGUAAAUCUGACACUAGUAACACCUGAGAAGGCAAUCAAGCUGGCUGCAAAUGAUUAUUUCAGACACCUCUUGGCCAGGGAUGGAAUGGGCCUGACCAUAGCCAGAGAGAUGGUGGCAGGCUGUGGUGCUGGAACGUGCCAGGUCAUUAUUACCACUCCCAUGGAGAUGCUAAAAAUCCAGUUACAGGAUGCGGGGAGAGUAGCAUCGCAGCAGCUUGUGCGUGGAGUCCGCUGUACAGCUCCUGGUUGCAAGCUGGUAGCUGUCAGCCCACCCCUGACCAGAGCAUAUAACAUUGGACCGGCUGCACUUACGAGGAGACCAUCUGCUACCCAGAUAGCAGUUGAGCUUCUGCGUACACAAGGCAUUAAAGGCCUUUACAAAGGUCUCGGCGCCACCUUGCUGAGGGACGUUCCCUUCUCCAUCAUCUACUUCCCAUUGUUCGCACAUCUGAACAGAGUAGGACAAGGUACGCCGGAGGGGAGAGCCCCGUUUCGUCGCUCUUUUCUAGCGGGAUGUGUGGCUGGUUCUGUAGCUGCUGUCUCUGUCAAUCCCUGUGAUGUAAUCAAGACACGCCUGCAGUCACUGAGCAAAGGAACAAAUGAGGAAAGCUACACUGGAAUAGUCGACUGUGCGAGGAGAAUUUGGCUGAAGGAAGGUCCAUCUGCCUUUCUGAAAGGGGCAGGCUGCAGAGCAUUGGUCAUCGCCCCUCUGUUUGGCAUAGCUCAAGUCAUUUACUUCAUUGGAGUUGGGGAGUUUCUGUUGGACCUUUCCCGAUACAGCAGAUUUUCAACCUAGUCUCUUCCCCAUUCUGUGGUCUUGUUGACACUGAUCCUGCAGGAGCCAUCAGCCCAAAAAGGAACCAAGAAACGAACGGCAGCUCAGAUGGAUGCUGUGUCACCUGGAGCGUGGGACUUGCUGGCACGAUGACAAUCAACCAGUGCUAAUGGAAGGCUGAGGCCAUGGUCCCAGCCUCACCAGCACUGCUCCCAACCUUGGUGCUACUGUAUGUCCUCCUCAUACUUCCCAUGAUGCUUUUUUGUACCUUUGCACAGCUGUUGUUGGGACCUCAACAGCCGGUGUAGCACAGCAUCUGUGUUGUCAGCAUUUGAGAAGUGUAAAUCUUUACAUGCGAUAUGAUCACAGCUGCUUUUCUGAGUUUACUUGCUUUUCAGAGCGUGGCGUGACCAAGCGUUAGGGGAAAGUGUUUCUGGUAACGGGAGUAGUGGUGGAGUUGAAUAUGCUGGAAUGGGACAAAAGAAAGACUGUUAUGUGGAAGUUAUGACACAAGCUUGAAGCUGUAACAUGUUUGGGAAUGGCGCACACAAGCUAUUUCCUAGUAGUGGUCCCUAACCCCUACACCUCGGAGUCCAAGCAGCACUCGUGCAGCUUUUAGGGAUUUAGGUCAUUACAUAGGAUCCUAUUCCACUCUGCUGGAAAACUACUACAAUAGAUAUAUUUUUUUUAACACAUCUUCAUUAGUCUGAGAACCAAGGAGGAGAUCUCCAACGCUGCACUCUUGCUCCAUAGCCCAGCAGUUAGGGCGCUUGCUCUGGGACGUGGGGUCUAGCUGCCUCCUUGUUUGAAUCCACAGCUGCUUAUCAGGGAAGUGCCAUGACUACAGUAGCAAUGCAGGGCUAAAGACCACCUUUACCACCUUGCUGAGCCACUGAACAGGUAAAACCUGUGGGCCAGAAGGAUGGCCAGCAGCAGAGAAGCCUGGGGCCGAAGAAGCCUUGAGUUCUGGCUCCUGCUCGCAAAAGAACGUGAAAUGUCCCCCUUCCACAGCAGAACAGCAUCCCAAGAUGCAGUUGUCCAAACAUGCAGUCUUGCAUUCAGACCGCCCCUGUGCCUCUUGUUUCCUGGUGGCUGCCUGAAGGCAGCCCCCUGCAUGCUCUGGAGAUGCACACAGCUCUCCAGCCACAGCCAAGGAGAGCCAUGUGCCUCUGCAGGUGAGAGAGGCUGAACCUCUGGAGAUGCAGUCUGCUGCCUGUUGGGCUACUGGGACCAGUGCACUUCUGUCGGACAAACAGGCUUGCUCCCCAGAAGCAAAGCACAUAAUUGCUGGUCAGCGCCUAGGCAGGCUCAGAUAUCUAAUGGGCAGGAUGGGAUCUGAGCUGCUGUAGUUGGGGCCAAGUCUUUUUGUAUUUGCAGAACUUCGUUGCCAGAGAGCCAGGCCAGAGUGCUUGGUUUCCAUGUUCUCCAGCGGCGGAGGGUAAUGAGGUUGGAAUUAUUCCUCUGGGAGAAGUGAAAGAACCUCCCUCUGCUAUUCUUAUUGGUGGCAACUCUCAAAGUUUCAUAAUUCACUUACCAUGGUUAAUUGGGAACAACAUUAUUUGACCUUUUGUAAGUCAGAGUUUACUCCUCUAAGGGGAAAAUGGUUACUGUGGUGUUGGCUAAAAUUAAGCAAUUUUAGGCAACAGAGGUACAAGAAGCACAGAGGCAUGUGGGGUGCCGUUCACCUGGGGGAACUGGUGAGCCUCGGGACCGUCUGGUCACCAAGAAGAGAGGGAGGGGGUUCAGCUCAUAAGCAGUUCAUCACCCACUUACAUAUUUCAACUCUUAGCGGGGCAGUCCUUCCCUCGGGCAAGCCUGAGGUGCCAACUCGCAUUGAACUCGCUGGGAGUUGCGUCCAUGUUUGAGGGCAGAGUUGGUCCUGGAGGUUUUAACCUUGUCAGAAACGUUCCUUCAGUUCCUUGUCAAGUCACUCUGGGGAUGUGCCCAGGGUUUCCUGCCAUUUGCAGAACGAAUUGGUGUGGCUUCAUCCACGGAUCUAUUGGGUGCAACGUGCAGUUUAACUGCGUCAGCUCUGAAAGCUCGAGUCCCUUUGUAACAUUAAUAGCAGCUUUGUGAAAGCUGUCUUUGCCCUGCACGUGCCACACCAGCAUUACAAUAAAAGCUGUGAUCCUUGUCUA
This is a messenger RNA of Alligator mississippiensis (American alligator), 3166 nucleotides long. RefSeq names its product mitochondrial glutamate carrier 1-like. Gene Ontology annotation, biological process: L-glutamate transmembrane transport; malate-aspartate shuttle; aspartate transmembrane transport. NCBI's taxonomy places the organism in Eukaryota, Metazoa, Chordata, Crocodylia, Alligatoridae. The record is from RefSeq and is a predicted model, not a curated record. Bases 45 to 1049 code for a protein of 334 amino acids. Gene Ontology annotation, molecular function: L-glutamate transmembrane transporter activity; L-aspartate transmembrane transporter activity. The transcript has 9 exons.